CGUGCUAGGCAGCUGCUGCUAGCUAGGAGUAGCUCGUUGCAGUGCUGCCAUUCUCUCUCUCUCUCUCUCUAGCUCGUCUUUAAAGCUGUCGCCUUUUGCCGCUCUCGGCGGCUCGGCUCCUGUCUCCUCUCCUCUCUCUCUCCUCCUCCUGAACCCGCUGCUGGGUGGUUCCUCGUCUGCCGUCUCCUUCUGUUUCGACAGGAUCCGGCAACCCGGCGCGCGAGCGAGCACUGCUGGUUCUGGGAGGCGUCGCUGGGCGGGUGCGCGCGUGUUUUCCAGCCGAUGGCCGAGAUUCCGGGCACCACCGCGGCGGGCGGUUUGCUCGGGGGUACGCUGUGACGCCGGUCAGUAGCUGGCGACGGUGCCCGUGCAUCUCUCGGUUGCGAUUGCGCGCGCGGAAAGCUGAACAGGUGACAACGUCAUUCCUCAGAGCCCCGUUUCGCGUACCUCUGCGGUUAAAUCAUUUCGGACACCGAUUUCGUUGCAAUCUCGCAGGUUUUGAUCGCUGUGAGAGGGUGGAAUUGAAGGUGCGAAGGGAAGUGGUGGUCGGAGGCGGAGAGGACGGCUGCGUGUUGGAGCUUUUUCUUUCGGUGGUGCUCGGCGGCCGGCAACAAUGGCAGCAGCCGUAGCGAUGCGGAGCGGGAGCAGCGAUGGCGGCGGCGGGUACGAGAAGGGCGGGAUGGACACGGGCAAGUAUGUGCGGUACACGCCGGAGCAGGUGGAGACGCUGGAGCGGGUGUACGCUGAGUGCCCCAAGCCCAGCUCCGCGCGAAGGCAGCAGCUGCUACGCGAGUGCCCCAUCCUCUCAAACAUCGAGCCCAAGCAGAUUAAAGUCUGGUUCCAGAACCGGAGGUGCCGUGAUAAGCAGCGGAAGGAGUCUUCGAGGCUCCAAGCCGUGAACAGAAAAUUGACCGCAAUGAACAAGCUUCUCAUGGAGGAGAAUGAGCGAUUGCAGAAGCAGGUUUCCCAGCUGGUUCACGAGAAUGCGUACAUGAAGCAGCAGCUACAGAAUCCGUCAUUGGCAAAUGAUGCCAGCUGUGAUUCAAAUGUGACCGCUCCUGCAAACCUAAGGGAUGCGAGUAACCCAUCAGGGCUCCUUUCAAUUGCAGAGGAGACCUUGACAGAGUUCCUCUCAAAGGCUACAGGGACUGCUAUUGAUUGGGUCCAAAUGCCUGGGAUGAAGCCUGGUCCGGAUUCUUUUGGUAUUGUGACCAUUUCACAUGGUGGCCGUGGUGUUGCUGCCCGUGCCUGUGGUCUGGUGAACCUAGAACCAACAAAGAUUGUAGAAAUCUUGAAAGACCGCCCAUCUUGGUUCCGUGAUUGUCGGAGUCUUGAAGUCUUUACAAUGUUACCAGCUGGAAAUGGUGGGACCAUUGAACUUGUUUACAUGCAGAUGUAUGCUCCUACUACUUUAGUUCCUGCACGGGACUUUUGGACACUGAGGUACACAACCACUAUGGAGGAUGGCAGUCUUGUGGUUUGUGAGAGAUCUUUAAGUGGUUCUGGAGAUGGUCAAAGCGCUGCCACAGCACAACAGUUUGUAAGAGCCGAGAUGCUUCCUAGUGGCUAUUUAGUUCGCCAAUGUGAGGGUGGCGGCUCGAUUGUGCGAAUAGUGGACCAUCUCGACCUUGACGCUUGGAGUGUUCCUGAAGUUCUUCGCCCCCUCUAUGAGUCGUCCCGGGUAGUUGCUCAGAAGAUGACAACCGCAGCGCUACGGCACCUCAGACAAAUUGCUCAAGAAACAAGUGGAGAGGUUGUAUAUGCUAUGGGGAGGCAACCAGCUGUUCUACGAACAUUUAGUCAGAGGCUGAGUAGAGGUUUUAAUGAUGCUAUAAGUGGUUUCAAUGAUGAUGGUUGGUCCAUUAUGGCUGGAGAUGGCAUAGAAGAUGUUAUCAUUGCUUGCAACUCGAAGAAGAUUAGGAGCGGUAGCAAUCCUGCAACUGCUUUUGGAGCCCCUGGAGGUAUCAUCUGUGCUAAAGCAUCCAUGUUGCUGCAGAGUGUUCCUCCAGCAGUCCUUGUUAGGUUCCUGAGGGAACAUCGGUCUGAGUGGGCAGAUUAUAACUUCGAUGCAUAUUCAGCUUCAGCGCUGAAAACAAGCCCUUGUUCCCUUCCUGGGUUGCGGCCUAUGAGAUUUUCUGGGAGCCAGAUCAUCAUGCCCCUUGCUCACACGGUGGAGAAUGAGGAGAUCUUAGAAGUUGUUCGGCUUGAAGGACAGACUCUUACACAUGACGAGGGCCUUUUAUCAAGAGAUAUCCAUCUGCUUCAGCUUUGCACUGGAAUAGACGAGAAAUCAAUGGGAUCCUGCUUCCAGCUUGUCUUUGCACCAAUCGAUGAGCUUUUCCCUGAUGAUGCUCCAUUAAUAUCCUCAGGCUUCCGUGUUAUCCCAUUGGACAUAAAAACAGUUGAGUGUUUCUUACUUGUUUAUCUGUUUGAGGAUGGACUAUCCUCUGGAAGAACGUUAGAUUUGGCCUCUAGCCUUGAAGUUGGUGCAACCACACAACAAGCAUCAGCAGAUGGAUCUCAGGAUGCUUGCAACCUGCGAUCUGUGUUGACAAUUGCCUUUCAAUUUCCCUAUGAAAUACAUCUCCAAGAUACUGUUGCAGCUAUGGCCCGUCAAUAUGUUCGAAGCAUUGUCUCUGCUGUUCAAAGAGUAUCAAUGGCUAUUUCUCCCUCCCAGUCUGGCUUGAAUACUGGGCAGAAGAUAAUUUCUGGCUUCCCUGAAGCUGCAACACUUGUUCGCUGGAUUUGCCAAAGCUACCGGUAUCACAUGGGGGUGGAUUUGGUCAGCCACUCGGAUCAAGCUGGGGAAUCACUAUUGAGAAUGUUCUGGGAUCAUCAGGACGCUGUCUUGUGCUGCUCUUUCAAGGAAAAGCCUGUGUUUACUUUUGGCAACCAGAUGGGAAUUGACAUGUUAGAAACAACUCUAAUUGCUCUACAAGAUCUCACCCUGGACAAGAUUUUUGACGAGCCUGGCAGAAAGGCAUUACACGCGGAGGUUCCGAAACUGAUGGAACAGGGAUAUGCGUACUUGCCGGCUGGGGUAUGCUUGUCUGGGAUGGGCCGCCAUGUCUCCUAUGAGGAAGCUGUUGCGUGGAAAGUUCUCGGUGAAGAUGGCAACGUACACUGCCUCGCCUUCUGUUUCGUCAACUGGUCCUUCGUUUGAUGCAAUCUAGGCGCCCUGUGCAAACUUUACGAUCGGCAUCCAUUUUUGCAUUCUCUGUAGACGAGAAUGGUACGGUGUUGCUGUUACUGUUAGCUAGGUAACACGAUGUUCAGGUAGUCUUUGGGGAAAAGCCAGUAUUGUAAAGAUGUUUCUGCCUUGUAAAUUUGCGCUCGUUUCUGCUAAUUUAACCCGCUGAACUUGCUGCUGUUUGUGAAGGCAAGGGGCACUCGUACUAGCUUGUUGGUCUGAAUGGUCCUACGUGAAAUUAUUUGUGAGUAGAUUAAAUGCAAGGAGCAGUGACCCAGAUGGCUUCAAGUCA
Sorghum bicolor (sorghum) is the source of this 3482-nucleotide messenger RNA. Its product is annotated as homeobox-leucine zipper protein HOX9. Lineage: Eukaryota; Viridiplantae; Streptophyta; Magnoliopsida; Poales; Poaceae. The transcript is spliced from 19 exons. Gene Ontology annotation, molecular function: DNA-binding transcription factor activity; DNA binding; lipid binding. The record is from RefSeq and is a predicted model, not a curated record. The coding region runs from base 614 to 3163 and encodes 849 amino acids.